AUGAUAAACUCCCUCAAGUUCGUCAUUGCCCUCUUCAUCAUCAACAUCAUACAUUACAACACAAUAUCGUCAUCAGAUGCAGAAACCUCAACAAUAUACUUGGGUUCCAAUAACAUCGUUGAACUCGGAGAAGACACCUUCCGGAAUCUCUCCAGUUUAAUAUAUCUAGUUUUGGAUUUUAAUUACAUUGAGGAAAUCAAAGAAUUUACCUUCCGACAUCUAUCCAGCGUACAAUAUCUGAAUUUGAAUGGUAAUAAUCUGAAAGAAAUCAAAUUAGACACAUUCCGAAGUCUUUCCAGGUUAAGAAAACUACGCUUGGCUGAAAAUAAUAUCGACAAAAUUCAAGUAGGAACUUUCGAUGAUCUUCCCAGUUUAACAUAUCUGAAUUUGCGUGGUAAUAAAAUCAAAGAAAUCGAAGUAGAAACAUUCCGAAAUCUUUCCACUUGA
Molecule: messenger RNA, 447 nt
Organism: Octopus sinensis (East Asian common octopus)
Lineage: Eukaryota; Metazoa; Mollusca; Cephalopoda; Octopoda; Octopodidae
Product: insulin-like growth factor-binding protein complex acid labile subunit
Exons: 6
Coding region: 1-447 (148 amino acids)
Cellular component (GO): plasma membrane
Molecular function (GO): protein binding
Source: RefSeq, a predicted model, not a curated record